AUGAGAAAAAACCGAAAAUCUGAUUUUUAUACACUAUUUAAACUCACUAUUCAAUCUUCACUUAUUUUGGACAAUUGUACAUUUGUCGUUGAUGGGGGUUGGUUAUUGCGACAAGUAGUGUGGUCUCGUGGAAAAACUUACAACGAAAUUUUCAAUCUUUACUUGUCCUACAUAACCAAAUUUUUCCGAGAUGAUGCCGUUGUAAUAUUUGAUGGAUACCGGGAUGACAUAAUUGGUGUAAAAUCUUAUGAACGAUUACGUCGUAAGGAACAAUGCAUGGCAGCUGAUGUAGAAAUUGCAUUAGAUAAAUUAAUGAUCACUACACAAGCUAAAUUUCUAUCAAAUAUUGCGAACAAAUUUAAAUUUGUACAAUUAUUAUCAGCAUAUUUAAUUGCGAAUGGUAUUAAAACAGUAGUAGCUAAUGAAGAUGCAGAUAGCUUGAUUGUAAACACGGAAAUUGAUAUUAAGAAUCACAGAAGCUCAGCAGAUCCAUCAGUUGUAGUGGUAGGAAACGAUGUCGAUUUGUUCUUGUUGCUCAUUGGCCUUACUCCCGAGGACAAUAUGAUGUAUUUUUACAAAAUCACAUCAACUGGUAAACAAAAGAAAGUACUGUAUUCAACAGGGUACUAUAAAGAAUUCAAACCUUUUAUUUUGUUUGCUCACGCAUUUGCCGGUAGUGAUUCAACGAGUGCUAUUUACAACAAAGGGAAAAAAAAACGAUCAUCGAUUUACUGCAAAAAAAUGACGAAUUACGCGAUUCUAUUUCAAUAUUCUACAAGCAGGAUAGUAAUAUAG
Messenger RNA from Cotesia congregata, 795 nucleotides. NCBI's taxonomy places the organism in Eukaryota, Metazoa, Arthropoda, Insecta, Hymenoptera, Braconidae. The record is from the annotation of a GenBank genome assembly.